AGACCAGUCUGUUCUGUCUAACAACGGAGGUUACAAAACUUUUUCAGAUUUGUUAUUGGAAAAUAAUUACUCAUGACCCCCCCCCCCCUCCCCCCACUGCCACUUGAAAUUCCUCAAAUUACUUCCUACAUGAAUCCAGUGUUGGCGUUCGCGCUGUUAGAGAUGGCAAUGGAGAAUUUCAAGCAGUUCCUGUUCGCUUUGUCCGCUGCCGUUACCGUUGGUUUUGUCUCGAUAAUUUUUGUUUUGAGAUGGGUAUUCUACUUCAAGGAAGGUUUAGCAUGGGAUGGAGGACUGGCCGAAUUCAAUUGGCACCCGGUUUUAGUCGUUACCGGGUUCAUUUUUAUGCAGGGAAUUGCCAUUAUCGUGUAUAGGUUGCCAUGGACCUGGAAGUGCAGCAAGUUAAUGAUGAAGUUUAUUCAUGCUGGCUUAAACAUACUGGCCUUCAUUUUCGCUGCCAUAUCUCUGGUAGCAGUAUUUGACUUCCACAACUCACAAAAGAUCCCCAACAUGUACAGCCUGCACAGCUGGGUGGGGCUAGCAGCUGUGAUACUAUAUUCACUACAGCUUGUCCUGGGAGUGUGUAUAUACCUGGUACCCAUCACCCCAACAUACCUGAGAGCAGCGUUUAUGCCCCUGCACAUCUACAGUGGCCUGUUCAUCUUUACCAGUGUCAUAGCCACUGCACUUAUGGGCAUCACAGAGAAGCUCAUUUUUGGCCUGAAAAAUCCCAGUUACAAAGACUCUCCCCCAGAGGCCACCUUUGUGAAUGUGCUGGGAGUACUUAUAGUUAUUUUUGGAGGAAUCAUCCUCUGGAUCGCUACUCGCCCCUCUUGGAAACGCCCCAGUGAGCAGGUCCUGCGCUCCCCGCCUACUAACGGGGGUGGGUCAGUUGGCAUCAAAGUGUCUCAACAAACUGACCCGAUUGACCCCAAAGGCAAUGGAGAUGCCAGGAGAAGGAGUGGUAAAUUGGAGGACUCCGGACAGGUCAACUGAGUAACAUGAAAUCCAACUGCUGAUUCUGUCUGUCUGUUGAUGCUUUAAAAAGUUGCAUUUAUCUACUGGCAUUCCCUCAGCAAAUGUAAACCUUUGUUCCAAAUAGCACCUUGAGGAAUUGUUUCCAACAGUUCCAGAAUGUUGAUCUUUAAACAGUGUUUUUUUAUUUGAUGUAAUUGAAUGUAAUGGACAAUGAUUUGAUAAAAGGAUUGAACUAGCCUAUUGAAGAUUAGACAGAUUAUCAAAUAUACUGAACAAAAAUAUAAAUGCAACAAUGUCAAAGAUUUUACUGAGUUACAGUAAGGAAAUCAGUCAAUUUAAAUAAAUUAGGCCCUAAUCUAUGGAUUUCACAUGACUGGAAAUACAGAUAUGCAUCUGUUGGUCACAGAUACCUUUUUAGUAGGGGCGUGGAUCAGAAAAACAGUAUCUAGUGUGACCACCAUUUGUCUCAUGCAGUAUGAAAUCUCCUUCACCUCCUUUAUAAUUGAUCAUUCUGUUGGUUGUGGCCUGUAGAAUGUUGUCCCACUCCUCUUCAAUGGCUGUGCGAAGUUGUUGGAUACUGGCGGGAACUGGAACACACUGUCGUACACGUCGAUCCAGAGCAUCCCCAAACAUGCUCAAUGCGUGACAUGUCUGGUGAGUAUGCAGGCUAUGGAAGAACUGGGACAUUUUCAACUUCCAGGAAUGUAGUACAGAUCCUUGCGACAUGGGGCCAUGCAUUAUCAUGAGGUGAUGGCGGAGGAUGAAUGGCAUGACAAUGGGCCUCAAGAUCUUGUCACAUAAUCUCUGUGCAUUCAAAUUGCCAUCGAUAAAAUGAAAGUGUGUUCGUUGUCCGUAGCUUAUACCUGCCCAUAAACCCACCGCCACCAUGUGGCUCUUUGUUCACAACUUUGACAUCAGUAAACCACUUUCCCACAUGAUGCCAUGAAUGUGGUCGGCGGUUGUGAAGCCGGCUGGACGUACUGCCAAAUUCUCUAAAACAACAUUGGAGACCGCUUAUGGUAGAGAAAUUAACAUGCAAUUAUCUGGCAACGGCUCUGGUGGACAUUCCUGCAGUCAGCAUGCCAAUUGCACGCUCCCUCAAAUCUGUGGCGUUGUGUGACAAAACUGCACAUUUUAGAGUGGCCUUUUAUUGUCCCCAUCACAAGGUGCACCUGUGUAAUUAGCCUUUUGUGUUCAUGGAAAAUUUCAAGGACCUUUUAUUUCAGCUCAUGAAAUGUUGCGUAUAUAUUUUUGUUCAGUGUACAUAUUCCUUACAUUUGUGUAACUUUUAUAAUGAUUACAUACUUUAUUCUUCAGUGUUUUUAUUUUCAUUUAAGGUAAGAUUUACAGAACAAACACAUCUUUAGGUGUGAGGGGUGAAUCCAUUAUAAUCCAAAUAUAUGUAUUAUUACAUACAGGUCUACUUAAAGGCAAUAUAGGCAAACACAAAUUUAAUCAUUACUCUGUUCAAUAUACUAUUGAUUUAAAUCAGUGAGGAAUUCAUGAUUGCUGCUUAAUAGUAUUAAAGCAUAUUUUACAAAUGA
Molecule: messenger RNA, 2519 nt
Organism: Oncorhynchus gorbuscha (pink salmon)
Lineage: Eukaryota; Metazoa; Chordata; Actinopteri; Salmoniformes; Salmonidae
Product: plasma membrane ascorbate-dependent reductase CYBRD1-like
Exons: 4
Coding region: 73-993 (306 amino acids)
Cellular component (GO): lysosomal membrane
Molecular function (GO): oxidoreductase activity
Source: RefSeq, a predicted model, not a curated record